Molecule: messenger RNA, 1300 nt
Organism: Frankliniella occidentalis (western flower thrips)
Lineage: Eukaryota; Metazoa; Arthropoda; Insecta; Thysanoptera; Thripidae
Exons: 11
Coding region: 38-1300 (420 amino acids)
Source: RefSeq, a predicted model, not a curated record
UUUGCAGCAGAAAAGUUUGCCUCCAACUUCUACAAGAAUGUUCAAUUUCAAUGCCCCUCCAGAGAAAAGCGAAUCCUCUAAACCUCAAGGUAAUAUGGCGAAUUUUUCAAGUGACAUAUCUGAGAAACCUUUCUCCAGCUCUCCAUGUGGUUUUUUGGGUAAUGUUAAGAAUAUGAGCAAGAUUAUUCAUCACCAAAGAACCACUGCCAUGAGUACGAGCACUCAAAAUUGCUCAUCAACUCUGCCGAAUUAUGGGGAUUUCACAUUUGGAUCAGUUCAGGAAGACAAUUCAUAUUUUGAAGGUUCUGGCAUGAUGCAAAGUUCAAAUCAGCCUUUGAACAAGCCGAUUGGCCAUCCCCCUGGAUUUUACAGAAAUUUGAAGGAUUCGGCAGACACCUUAUGUGAAGUUUUGCAGCAGAAAAGUUUGCCUCCAACUUCUACAAGAAUGUUUAACUCCGAUGCCCCUUCAGAGAAAAACCCAUCUUCCAUUUGGAGUAGUAUGCCAUCAACUUCACAUGAUUUCUUGAAGUCACAAAAGUAUAAGGGUGGGCAAUCUGCUGCAGCAGCUUCCAAUGUGAAGGAAAUGAUGACUCUUGCCGAAAAGUUAGCUCAACCAACAAAUGUCCCUGGUAGCCCCGAUAGGGAUUAUUAUAAUACUGAACAUCUUUUUGAUGCACCUGCUUUCAAUGAGGGUGAAACUUCAAGUUUUUCAACCUCUGGGCUUAGAGCCUUACCCAAUACAGAACACAAGGGUGGACAAUCUUCUUUCACUCGUCGUAGCCUGUAUGAGUCUUAUGACUCACAUAAUGCCUCACACAGUGACUCCAUCCUUGUUCGGGGCAGCAGUUCUGAUGAGGUAGUAACUGAGGAUGUUUCUCCAAGAACUAAGGAAGUUUCUGCAAAAACUAUUUCUAGGAGAACUAAGGAAGUUUCUGGGAGAACGCCUAAGGAAGUUUCUGGGGGAACUAAGGAAGUUUCUGGAAGGAAUUCAUUGUCUACACUGUUUUCUAAGACGAAUAAGGUGGUAACAGGUUCUGAAGCUGAUAAGCCAAAAAAAGGCAAGGCCAAUUCAAAGGGCUGUAAUAAUAAGGAAGAGUCUCCUGUUGCGGAUCUUGAAUCAAAAGCUAAUAAGCCACACAAGAAGCAGAAGAAACCGACAGAAGAGGACUCAACUGCCACAAACCCAAUGAGUAUGAGUGGGACCAACACCAAGGAUAAGAAUCUAUUGAAGAAGUCCACUUCACGUGGGGGAGGUCGGGGUGGAAGGGGUGGACGGGGUGGAAGGGGGGUGGAAAAGUAG